This is a messenger RNA of Pleuronectes platessa (European plaice), 1496 nucleotides long. Its product is annotated as homeobox protein Hox-C6. Bases 63 to 944 code for a protein of 293 amino acids. The record is from RefSeq and is a predicted model, not a curated record. The transcript is spliced from 2 exons. Gene Ontology annotation, cellular component: nucleus. Lineage: Eukaryota; Metazoa; Chordata; Actinopteri; Pleuronectiformes; Pleuronectidae. Gene Ontology annotation, biological process: regulation of transcription by RNA polymerase II. Gene Ontology annotation, molecular function: DNA-binding transcription factor activity, RNA polymerase II-specific; RNA polymerase II cis-regulatory region sequence-specific DNA binding.
UGUCGUUUACUACUGCUGAGGGAUUCCUGGUUUUAUUUGAGACAGUUUGAUGAGCUGGCUCCAUGGACCCCCAACAGCCCUCCGCCCUCCCACUGCAGCUGCAUGGCAACAGUUUUGCUAUGAGCCCUGGACAAGUGCCAGUGCCAGAGUACAAUGGAGGAGGCGGCGGAGGCCGAGACGCAGAACUUCAUCAGCAAAACAUGACCUCCUCUGCUCAUGUCAGUUCCAGGUUGAGCCCAGAUGAACCGUUUCUGAGCCCACUGGAGCGCCCGGUUCACUGCCAUGCCAAGGGCAAGCUGGACAUCAAGAGCAGGAGCUGCACUCUACUCACCAUCUGCCGCUCCGGAGUAAUUUUUCCCUGGAUGAAUCCACGGACAACUGACUCUGAUCAAUCUGCCGGCGGCGGUGUGGCUCCUGGUCCGCCGCACAGAGGCAGGCCUGGCCGGCGGAGGGAGAGGACGGCCUUCACCAACAGCCAGCUGGUGGAGCUGGAGAAGGAGUUCCACUUCAACCCUUACCUGCGUCAGGCCCGGAGGCUGGAGAUGGCCGCCGGGCUGCAGCUCACUGAUCGCCAAGUCAAGAUCUGGUUUCAGAACCGCAGGAUGAAGUACAAGAAGGAGCACAAGCAGGGAAAGGUGUCGGGUGGGUCCCAGCAGUCUCCCUGCCGCCUCACCUCCAGCACCAGCUCGUGUGCAGAUCAGCUGAGGUUCUCUGGUUCAUGUGCCGUCAGGACGUCCUCCUCCUCAGACCUGCACUACAUGGAUUAUGCUCCCAUGUCCUCCUCCCUCAUUGGCUCUCACAGUGACGGCGGCAGGGGUCAGUGUGUUCACCCGGCAGACCUUCCCCAUCUGAGUUGUAUAUUUCCAUCUGUUGCAAAUGGUCCACCGCCCUCCUGUAUGGCCGUAGAUAGCCUUCACCAUGCUGUCAUUUCAAACUGGCCCUAGGGCCCCAUAAUGGCCGUCCCUCCUGUGCUCAUCAAAAUCUCAAUGAUACGUCCACUUUCACUUAGUUAUGAAAGACUGGAGGACGUGUGAUUAGGCUGAAAUCCCUUCAACACACCCAGUCAUGAAGCAUUUUAAUUAAACUCGACGAACACAUCCUAAUUAAAGGAGAGCUGCAGUGAUACCAGUCGUGCUUCUCAGGCACCGUGACGGACGACUGCGGGUCCUCAAACUUGCUGCUCCUUUUGCAUGUUUUGGUGGUCAUUUUCUGGAUCUUACAUUUGUAUUGUUUUGCACGUGGAGCUUGUACUAUGAGUGAUCUUUUUUCGUCCCUGUGUUUGCAGAUAACGGUUAAGUGUUUGUCAUAUAUUUGUUAGUGCAACAUUAGGCCUCUUGUUUAAUAUUUAUACUGCAAAAAGUAUUUGUGUACAAACGUUUUAAACUGUGAAAUUGACAGAAUAAUGUUCAAAAUGAAUGAUGUUAUAUUUUUGUUAAAGCCAUUAAAGGAUGUGGCAAGUCUUUCAUACAGCUCUUGAUUAAUUGAGAUGUCACAUA